This is a messenger RNA of Dentiscutata erythropus, 498 nucleotides long. The record is from the annotation of a GenBank genome assembly. Lineage: Eukaryota; Fungi; Glomeromycota; Glomeromycetes; Diversisporales; Gigasporaceae.
AUGGCAUUUUCAAGUUAUCUUGGAUUAUCCGUAAAUUCCACAUCAAGACCUAACAAACUUACAGUUGAUAACAAUAAAAACGAAAUAGAUUAUUUCUUUGACUAUCCACUUGAGGUGGCUCUUCCUCCAAUAUGUAACUCGGCGGAAGUUAAAUUUUCAUCUUAUAUGGGUUUUUCGCGACAAACGAAGAAAGAAAAUCGACCAGUAAUAACGCAUAAAAAAAAUAAAGACGAUAAAGAUCGAAUAGACUCUAGUAAUGAUGUAACAGAGACUUUGAAUAAUAUGUUAAUAAUUCAAGAGGCUCUAAAUAAAUUGAUUGUUAUAAAUUUAUUCUAUAUAUCGAGAAAAAAACUACUUUCUCAAAAAGUUAAAGAAAAAUUUGUUGCAAUUUCUGAAUUAAGAAAAAACAUUGCUAUUAAUGGUUCGAAAACGCAAUUAACUAAGUCUACUUCAUAUACUUCAUAUCCUUCAUAUAACUCUCAAUUAUGUAAUUCUUAA